This is a messenger RNA of Dunckerocampus dactyliophorus (ringed pipefish), 8708 nucleotides long. RefSeq names its product low density lipoprotein receptor-related protein 3 (gene lrp3). Gene Ontology annotation, cellular component: plasma membrane. NCBI's taxonomy places the organism in Eukaryota, Metazoa, Chordata, Actinopteri, Syngnathiformes, Syngnathidae. Gene Ontology annotation, molecular function: protein binding. The transcript has 7 exons. Bases 614 to 3172 code for a protein of 852 amino acids. The record is from RefSeq and is a predicted model, not a curated record.
UAAACAGGAGAUCCUGGGUUCGAAUCCCAGCGGUGCCUUUUUUUUUAAAUUGAUGCAAUAAUCUGACUACAGUUAUACAUUUAUUGAUGUCAAAAGUUCGUUGAUGUCUUCGAAAAAUUAAACUGCACGUCACUGUAAAUGACAUAUGCUGAUUUGACCACCAGGGGCGACGUUGAACUUGUCAAACCUGUAAAAAGGAAAUUGUGAGGGAAACGUUCCUGCUUUUCAUAAAAUAUCUAAUUGAUAUACGUGACAUAAUACGGAUUAAACUCAUAGUAACAUAUAUUGAUAAACUGAUGCUAACUGGAACCUUUUCUUGCUCUGAUUUAAUGCAACAAAAAGCGAGAUGAUUGAAGCGGAUAUAGUUACUACCGCCUUCAAAUUAUACUACAUAUAAAGUCGUUGUAUCUCAAAUAUUUGCUUUACAUUACCCAAACAGAUCAAACCCAUCGCAACGAUGAUUCAAUACGGUAGUAAUUAGAUUUAGUCAUCACAACUUAAACCGAGCGACUUCGACCAAGUCUGUACAGUAUUUUCAACAAACAAAACCUUUAUUGUGAAGCGUCUUACCGGACGUGUCGCUUUCUGUUAUGGCUAUCGUCGCCCUAGUGUUAUGUCCGCGUCUUGCAAAGGACGCAAUGCUUUUUUUAACGCUAGAAAUGUCCACCGACUGGAAACAGAUGGAAGCCACACCGGGGAGACUGUGGAGGUCGUGUCCGAGAUAGGAGCCCGAGUGUCGGCUGAGCUUGGGAACAUGGGGGCGACGGUGCGGCUGCUGCUGGCGGGGCUGAUGUGGCUCUGCCCCGCCGUGCUGUGUGCAGCCGCAGGCUGCAGUGAGCGGGUGGAAGUCCACACGGAACGGAGGGGCGUGAUCUACAGCCCCUCCUGGCCUGUAAACUACCCCCCAGGAGUCAACUGCAGUUGGCACAUCCAGGGGGGUCACGGAGAGGUCAUCACCAUCAGUUUCCGGGUCUUUGACAUCGGAGAGUCCGGGAGUUGCGAGGGGGGAGACUGGCUGCUUAUGACCUCCACUGUGUGGAGGGGGGAGUCCCGGCUGUGUGGCUCCAUGAGGCCUCCACCCUUCAUCUCCAGCAGGGGGCGCGUUUGGCUGUACUUUCACUCGCAGGCCAACAGCUCAGGACAAGCUCAGGGAUUCCACCUGACCUACAUCAAAGGUCACCUGGGUCAGAGCAGCUGUCAGUCAGACGAGUUCCUGUGCGGGAAUGGCAAAUGUCUUCCUCACUCAUGGAAGUGCAACGGCCAGGACGAGUGCGGCGACGCCACAGACGAACGCAGCUGCUCGCCGCCUCCCACCGAGGCCCGGCCGAGCCUCUGCCCCCACGGGACCCUCACAUGCACCGCGGCUCAGUCCACCCGCUGCCUGCCCGCCGUCCUGCGCUGCGACAAAGUCCGCGACUGCCUCGAUGGCUCCGACGAGCUGGGCUGUCCCGAUACGACUUGCGGCAAACGUUUGGGGAACUUCUACGGGUCUUUUGCCUCCCCUGAUUUCUUCCGGGCCAACCGGAGCGAGGCGGCAGAGCUGAGGUGCUCCUGGUUUUUGGACACGCAGGACCCCAAGCCCAUUGUGCUGCAGCUGGACCUGCAGCUGGGACCCGGGGACUCGCUGCAUGUGUACGACGGGCUUCUGCACCGCGCUGAGCACCUCCUGCAGGUGCUGUCCUACCACAACAACCGGCGGCCGGCCUUGCUGGAGUCCAGCCGAGGACAGAUGAGCGUGUUGUACACGGCCAAGCCUCGCAGCCCCGGACGCGGCUUCAACGCCACCUACCAGGUCAAGGGUUACUGUUUUCCCGGCGAGCGUCCUUGCGGCAGUGACCAAGGUUGCUACUCUGAACAGCAGCGCUGCGACGGAUACUGGCACUGUCCGUCCGGGCGUGACGAGGAGUCCUGCCCGAUGUGCUCAGACGGCGACUUCCCAUGCGGCGGCGACACAGGCGUGUGCUACUCUCCCUCGGAGCGCUGCAACAACCAAAAGAGAUGCCCGGACGGCUCCGACGAGAAGAACUGCUACGACUGCCAGCCCGGAAACUUCCACUGCGGGACCAACCUGUGCAUCUUCGAGACGUGGCGCUGCGACGGGCAGGAGGACUGCCUGGACGGGAGCGACGAGAGGGACUGCCUGACGGCCGUGCCCAGGAAGGUGAUCACGGCCGCUCUGAUCGGAAGCCUCGUCUGCAGCCUCCUGCUGGUCAUCGCGCUUGGCUGCGCUCUCAAACUGCACUCGGUUAGGAGUCGAGAGUACAGGGCUUUCGAGACUCAGAUGACUCGCAUGGAGGCGGAGUUUGUUCAGCGGGAGGCUCCGCCCUCAUAUGGCCAGCUCAUCGCGCAGGGUCUCAUCCCGCCCGUGGAGGAUUUCCCGGCUUACAACCCCACCCAGGCGUCCGUGUUGCAGAACCUGCGUUUGGCCAUGAGCAGACAGAUCAGACGCCACACAACACGGCGCUCCUCCUCCUCCUCGUCCUCUUCACAGCGCCGGUUGGCCAACAUGUGGAGUCGCAUGUUCCGCCAAGCCAGAGGCCACGCCCCUCUGCUGGACCCCCCUGCUGGCACGCACAUCACCCUGGGGCUCCACAGCUACCAAACCGCAGGAGGGCGACGGGUCCAGCUCGAUGCUGGCAGGCGUGACGUUCACACGGAGGUGGCGCCGCGAUCCUCGGCUGGCGUCAACCUGCAGGGGUGCACGGCGGAGAGUCCUGCUUCCCCUCUCUCCUACCAAUCAGAGGACAGUCUGGAGGGGGCGGAGCUAUCUCCUGUCAGCAGGGCUCCAGAACCUUCCACUCCUGGUCAGAGUGACGCUUCAGGACUGCCGCCUCUUCUUACCGCGCCUCGGUCUUCUAGAAAACUGGUUCUGGAUAUGGCCGUCAACCUCAAGGGGGUCUCCCUUCGACGCUACUCUCCUCUCGGGCCUCUCUCGCCCCUAUCCGACACCGCAAUGCCCGCCAACUCCCAGCGCCAUCCCUUAGGGAGCACACCCAGUGAGUCGUCGUCAUCUUCGUCAACUUCUCCGGACGGGGAGGGGCGGAGCAAGGAGGCAAGGUACGGGGAGAAGCAUAGCCUGGAGGAGAAGAGGAAGAGGAGACGGAGGAGGAAGGGAAGGACAGUGGCGUGCGGCGAGGGUGCCCAUUCAGGGAGGGAAACCGCGUCGUGUUGAUGCACGCUAAGCUGCCCAGAUAAAGUGUCCUUGAGGCUCCGCCCCCUAAGAUCCUGGCGCAUCAGUCAAGGUUCAACCAGGUCAUCGUGUCCAUUUUUUAGAUCCCAAACGAUUUAAGAGCGGCAACAGGUUGUGACGCCAUGGCCGCCUUUGAGUCGUUACCCAGCGCCGAUAUGCACUGCUAGCAAGCCAUAAAUAACCAGUUUGACAGUUGCCAAGUCAUUUCAUAACUUUUGUAAUUGGGGAAGUGACUGAAGAUGGCGUGAGAUCAUUUUGUUGACGGGAGGAACAGUUGUGAUUAAAAUCAGUGCUUAUGUGAGUGAGCAGGCUACUUCCUGGUUCCGAUGAUGUAAAGCGUUCAGAACAGACGGACAUUGUGGGAAAAUAAAUUCACAAAAGUGAGUAAAAAAACACACACACACAAAUGUAGAGCGCGACAAGCAAUUGUUUAAGUGGUUGUUUGUGUGUGUGUGUGGGGUGGGGGGGGGGGGGGGUGCAGCGAGUUAGCAGGCUACUUCCUGGUUUUUGGUGAAUUGCGUAAGACGUUACGGUAAAGUGACGUCAACUCUACUGGGACACUUUCAUUGUCAUUUUUGUUAUUUUUAUUAGCAAGCUAGCAGGCUACUUCCCGGUUAAUGGAGGUAACGGACCAUAAGACGCCAGGAACAAACGGAAGCGACUCAUAACAUUUUGUGGCGUAAUCCUGCAAGCAAUCAAAACAACACCUCUUGCCUUUGAUCGGCUUGUAAUUACGCUACGUCUUAAUAGGAAAUAUAUGUCAUGAAACCCCGCCCCCAUGUCCAUGUGGUGCUCAGGUGAUGAAUGUCCGCCGAUUGUUCCCGGAUCGUCGUCGCGCUGGCUGCCUCACAAACAUAUACCUCUGCUCCGGAACAUUCUCCAUCAACUGGACAUUCCAUACAACUGUAUUUGUUCCUUCUGGCUGAGCUGGAAGUGCCAUGCUGCCCCGCCAUCCUUCCUCCUGCUGCUGCUACACGCACCGUGCCAUUAGAGAUGCCUACCUGCCAUGACUUGUGCCAUUUCUGUCUGACAUUAUUCUGUCUUGUGCUUUUUGCCGUGUCUUUGCUAUUGAAGUAGUUGAGCUGCUUUGACUUCCGUCCACAAUGCCUUAACUCACACUUCUCCUUGCUGUUGUCGUAGUAAAAAUCAGUAGUUUACUUGUUGGAAGAGAUUACAUUUGGCCGCAGGUGUCGACUCAGGACAAUUUUCUGGCCUGGAUUUAAGUGUUUAGCCUUCUUAGCUCGCAGGUAUCGACACUGGAUCGACGUCACUGAAAGGUCAUCCGCUCCUGAGCUGGCCCGUCUUGUCAUAGCGUUCCCUCUCAUUGUGUUUGGAGUUAAAUCCAUGGAUCAUUUGGAAAACUCUAUUUGUACAACCCUCUUUGAUUUUGUGCCUGCGGUCAAUAAAGUUUUGUGUAUUUUGAACCUUUUGCUAACUGCUAAAUGUCUUUUAUGAUGUGUGUCUUUUUCAACUCAGACUGGGGUGGUGGUCACCCUUUUCAAGAAGGGAGGGUGUAUUCCAACUACAGGGGGAUCACACGCCUCAGCUCCCUGGGAAAGUCUAUUCCAGGGUGCUGGAGAGAAGGGUACGACUGUUAGUCGAACCUCGCCUACAGGAGGUGCAGUGUGGUUUUCAUCCCGGUUGCAGAACACUGGACCAGCUCUACACCCUUGCAAGGGUACUGGAGGGUACUUGGGAGUUUGCCCAACCGGUCUACAUGUGCUUUGUGGACUUGGAAAAGCCAUUCGACCGCGUCCCUCGCGGUUUCCUGUUGGGGGUGCUCUCAGAGUACAGGAUUGGCGGUGCUGCUACGUGCCAUUCGGUCCUUGUACAACCAGAGCCUGGUUGGCAUUGCCAGCAGUAAGCCCAGCCUGUUCCCGAUGAAUGUUGGCCUCCGCCAAGGCUGCCCCUUGUCACCGAUUCUGUUCAUAAAUUUCACGGACAGAAUUUUUAGGCACAGCCAAGGCGUCAAGAGCGUCCAGUUUGGGGGCCUUAGGAUCUCUUCUCAGCUAUUCACAGACGAUGUAGUCCUGAUGGCUCAUCAGGCUGUGACCUUCAGCGUUUACUGGGGCGGUUUGCAGCUGAGUGUGAAGCUUCUGGGAUGAGACUCAGGUUCUCAGUCGGAAAAGGGUGGACUGCACCCUCUGGGUUGGGAGUGAAGUCUUGGCCCAGGUGGAGGAGUUCAAGUAUCUUGGGCGUGAGAUUGACAUUUGGAUCGGAAAAAAACGAAAGAACGACUAUUAGUGGGUGAACAGCAGGUCCUUGUGUUGUGUCGCUGAGAUUGUGCCUGAAGGCAGUGCUGCUGACCGGGUGGCUGCUCACCAUCGCCUUCGCGGACGUCAUCGUGUCGGAAGUAGAACAGGCAGGACACGACCCUUCCCAAAAUUCAUGUGUUGAUUUGUCCUAAUCACAUAUCAUGACGUGACUACUACCACGAGAACCGGAGUAUAGAGUGGGAGGCCAGCAAAGUGCACUGUAUUCGGGCCCACGCUUCGAUGAUCUCUGGAAAACCUUUUGCACUUUUCAAACGCCGCAGCGCAGGCGUUUCCCGGUGGAAGAUGAGGUUUUUUGUGUGCUCGAUGGUGAAUGUUUGUUUACAAGUGAGGUCAGGAGAAGUUACGAUAGGCCGUUAACGUCACAGGCAGGACAAAGAAGGAGCUCUUGAUUUGCUCACCUGCACGGUGUGGUUAAUCCCGUCUCAUUGGAGCGUUUUUUUAAUGUAUCUGUAAUCGGAGCAAUUUUCAAUGUUAACAGAUUUAUCUGUAUGAUGUCAUAAUUCCCUCACAUCGGCCCUUAUCGUGCACCCCUAGUAAUCCCAUUAGCUGACCUCUAUCUCGUGUGCUUUGGCAGUAGAAACAGUUCCUGCUGUUCGCCGGCCUGCUGCUGGGCGUCGUUGUCAUCUUCUCUUAGCCUGAGCAAAUAGACCAGCUCUGCUUGGAGGGCGAGGACGAGCACACUGCAGAAGAAGAACUGACCAUAGCAGACGAGAGCACCAAUCUGUAGCGCCAGCCAUGUUUGUAUAAUCUAUAUUUGAUUUUCUUUUUUAAAUAAUGAAUCAGGUGGAACACGCAAGCUUGAUGUGUGUUGUAAAGGUUAGUGACAUUUUUUAUUGUAAAGAAUGAACAUCAAAUACUAGGUUUUUGUGUCCUGUUUCUUUAGAUGCUAAUGGUUGCCUUUGUUAAAGUUAGCUAGAAUUGUCCUAGAGAAGUACUGUACACUUAAACAAUGAUUGCACUGUGUCAUGCGAUUGGCUGGCUGGCGACCAGUCCAGGGUGUACCCCACCUCUUGCCCAAAGUCAGCUGGGAUAGGCUCCAGCAUACCCCCACUACCCUAGUGAGGAUAAGUGGCAUAGAAAAUGGAUGGGUGGACAUAAUUCCACAUUGAUCCAAUCAGGAAGGUGUAACGCCCCCGCGUGGGCGGGAGUCAAGAAUAGCAUAGUAGUAGCCACUUAUAGUUUCGGGGCUUCCUGCUUCCUACUUUGAGGGCAGAAGUGUGGCAUGCUGUACUUCCUGACUCUCUAAAACAUUGAAAAGAUUGAUCUCUUUUUGGGAACACGAACUCAGAUUUUUCAGCUUUAUUGAGAUGACAUUGUGCUAGCACAAUGGAGUGAAUGUUUUAAAUGCAUAACAUCAGCUUUUUACCACCUAAAGAACAUUGCCAAAAUCAAGGGAAUAGUGUCUCAGCCAGAUUUCGAAAGAUGAAUCCAUGUCAUGUCUCCAGCAGACUAACGAGCAGUAAAACAACUGCAGUACAUCCAGAAUGCUGCUGCUCGAGUCCUGACCAGAACCAGGAAAUAUGACCACAUUAGUCCAGUACUCACGUCUCUACCCUGGCUUCCUGUCACUUUCAAACAGCUCUGCUUGUGUGCAAGUCUUUUCAUUGUCUUGCGCCAAAGUACAUGGUAGAGCCACAUGAACCAUCUCGAGCUCUGAGAAGCUCAGGGAGGGGUCUCCUGCGGGUGCCCAGAGUCCGGACUGAACACGGGUGACGCUGCAUUUCAGUUUUUUGCUGCCAAAAUCUGGAACAGUCUUCCAGAAGAUGUGCGACAAUCCUCAACUUUGGCAAAUCCAGGCUGAAAACACUCAGAUUCAACGGUGCGUAUGACAACUGAAAGUAUUUUAUCUGCAUUCUUCAUUUUUAUUUUUUUGUUUUUUUUGUUUUAUGGAAUGAUGUACGGAAUUUUAUGUAAUGAUUUUAUGUUUUAGGAAGUGAUUUAGUCCGCUUUUCCUGUCCUUUUUCCUUUUCCACACCUCUGUUCCCUUGUCAUCGCCCCCGCUCAGUCGACUCGACACACUCCCAAACACCCUCGUUAAAUGUUUGUGUCGGUUAUGCCAUUCCUGGCCACAUGACGGCGCCAGAGGUCCUUGGAGUGUCAACACAACGAUAUGUUGUUUUUUUCCAAAUCAUCCACUUGAUGGCGGUGAUUCACAACCUUUUUGAGCCCACGGACGGUUAAAAAAGCGACUCGUAAAUCGUAAAUCUAACAUCUUCUUCUGGUAUUAUUAGAGGCUUCUGAAGACCCCGGGGUGAAAGCAUGUGUUCUUAAAAGGACUGCAUGCAAUUCUCUCCAAAUUAUAUUGUUUUGAAACAAAAAUAUGUGAGACCAAAUGGGACGAAAUUAAGUACAUCAAUAAAUCUUUAAAUUAUUAAAUGAGUAAUUAAUUCAUAAAAUACACCAUUGAAACAUUUCAACAGACAUACACCACAGAUGCCCAACAUAUUAGUGCUAUCUAAGGGCAUUGAAGUGUAACAACAUGACAAAUACAUUAUAUAACAGACAGACCGACAGACAGACAGCUAGCCAGCUAGCUAGCUAGCUAGCUAGAUACUUUAUUAAUUGUGCUCUAUAGCUGAUGUAAUGUGAAUUAAAGUUCUUAUCUUAGCCAUUUGAGAAAAUCAAAUACAUGUUUUUUGCCCAACUGUUUCCCAACUAUAUUAGUGCGUGUGUGAAUGUAUAAACCAGAGGCAUUCACUUAUAUUUCUGUGUGGAAAGGCGCUUUAUGAAAGUAAGUACAUUUACUUGUUUAAAAAUUGCAUUUUUUUCUAAAUCCUUUCUUUGUUCACUCUUUAAUCACAGUCUGUUUAAUAUAAGAUGUACUUUGCUAAAGUCUUGAUUGCACAGUGCAACACUGCAAAUAUGGAACAUUAUAUGAACGAAUACACAUCUGACGUGGUUAACUAAAUGUUUUGCCAGAAAAUUAUUUUUUUUUCACCAGAACAACAAACUGAAUGUGUUAUUUCUUUUUUUGCAGCUUCCAUAGUUCCAAGUAGUGAUGUGUCAGUCGAGAACGAAUUGUCUUUAAGAGCCAGCUUUGAUUGGGAGCUGAUCAGUUUUUUUAGGCAACUGUCUUUGGUCAAGAUGUAUGGCGGCCUCUCUGUGUCUUAGAGAGAGCUCUUAGAGCCGAUUCGUUCGUGAGAAAUUUACAUGAAGAGAUUUGACCUCCAGUAUUUUGACUUAAUUUGUCUAUUGAGAUGGGUCUUUGUUUUUGUAUUAUAUUAAUAAUAUUACUUAUAUGU